AUGUUCGAGCCCGCCAAUUCCAUCCUCCCCGAGUCCCUCCCCGCCCCGCCAAGGGCCUCUCCCUCCAACACGUCGCCAUCGGCCGCGGCACCCAAAACUACACCUGCGACCCCGCCGACCCCUCCGCGGCCCCCAAGGCCGCCGGCGCCGUCGCCAUCCUCUACGACGCUACCUGCCUCGCCUCCACCCACGCCGACCUCCUCGACGCCCUCUCCCGUCUCUCCAUCUCCUACCCCCAUCCCCGACCCUCUCGCCGUCCUCUCCUCCUCCGAUGACGCCAACGCUCGCACCGACCGCGCCUCCUCCCGCAUCGGUCCCCAGUCCAUGACCGUCUCGGGCAUCCACUACUUCAACUCCCUCGCCCAGCCCUUCUUCGACAUUGACCUCGCCGGCGCCGGCCACAUCACCGUCAAGCUCAACAACUCUACCCCCGCCCCCGUCACCGCCGCCGCCGGCCUCGAGUCCGAAAAGGCUGUAGCUUGGCUCAAGCUCCUCGUCCGCGAGGAGGAGGGCAGCGCUACCAAGGGUCUCGCCGAGGUUUACCGCGUCAACACCGUCGGUGGCAGCCCCGCCGCCUCGUGUAAGGGCAUGCCCGACAAGUUCCAGGUCGACUAUGUCGCUCAGUACUGGUUCAUGGGCUCCAAGAACUAA
Parascedosporium putredinis is the source of this 651-nucleotide messenger RNA. The record is from the annotation of a GenBank genome assembly. NCBI's taxonomy places the organism in Eukaryota, Fungi, Ascomycota, Sordariomycetes, Microascales, Microascaceae.